CAGUGAUUCUCAGAUGAAGUUGUGUCAGAUCACAUGGAAUGUUUUAAGGAUUUUUUGUCCUCUUUAAAUUUUUAUGAGUGCAUGUCGGCAGUAUGUAAUGAUUACAUUCACUGUGGGAUUUGUACAUAACACACCCUAAUUCCUGUGACUUCCACUCAGGACCUUUGAGAACACAGAUUCCUGGGCCCUGGCCCUUGGGUGAGACCUAAUGAUGAGUCUAGGGGAGGGGAGAAUUGUAAUUUCUAGCAGAUUACUAACUGCUGUGAGCGUGUGAGCCACUCUGAGGACCACUGGCCUGACGUGCUUGCUAAAAUCCCAGGAUAGUAGGGCUUGGUGGAGGUGCCUGUCACCUCAGCAGCAAGGAUGCUGAGGCAGCUGUGCUACGUAGUGAGUUCAUGGCUGCCUGAGGCCUUGUGUGAAAAAAAUCCUAGGCUACAGUUGGGUCUUGCAGAAGAAAUCUCAAGCAACAGCUAGAUCGGUUGGUAAGAUGCCCGCUAGCAUGUGUAAGGUUCGGGGUUUGAUCCCCAGCACCAUCAAAAACAGAUCUUACAUGUUACUUUUUUUUUUUAAGGUAGGAAUAUUUCUUAGGGAAUAGGAGAAGCUCCUGAGAGACAGGCGGGGCCAGAAUGGGUUGCCAAGACCUUAAGUUUUCUAGGCGCAACUCCAUGCUCAUGGUCAACGUGCUGGUGGUGGUCAGCGGCUGCCUCAUGGGCUUCUGCAAGAUGGCCAAGUCCGUGGAGAUGCUGAUCCUGGGCCGCUUGAUCACAGGCAUCUUCUGCGGGCUCUGCACGGGGUUCGUGCCCAUGUACAUCGGAGAGGUGUCUCCCACCAACCUGCAGGGUGCCUUUGGCGCCCUCCACCAGCUGGGCAUCGUCGUCGGGAUCCUGGUGGCGCAGUCCCCGAGACCCGAGGCAGGACUUUUGAGGAAAUCACGCGGACCUUCGAAGGGAGCUCUCGGGUCUCCGGGGGUCCUGGCUAGAUCCAGGCUCUGGAGCUGAAGAGCCUGCAGUGCCCCAGGACCCAGCUCAGCUGCUGGUAUCUGGGCCACCUCCGCCAGGACCGCGGACAGCGACCUCCCGCCUAGGGAAGCCCCCACCCUAGGAGCCCAGGACUGACUGCUCCAGCGCUGCCGCCCCUGUCUGUCUCACCCUCAGCAACAUUAAAUAUUUCCACAUGGAUUUCCUACUGUGAAUGUUACCAUGGUUCUUUGAUCUGAAAUAAAAUGCACAUAUC
This is a messenger RNA of Cavia porcellus (domestic guinea pig), 1233 nucleotides long. RefSeq names its product solute carrier family 2, facilitated glucose transporter member 3-like. The transcript is spliced from 3 exons. The record is from RefSeq and is a predicted model, not a curated record. Gene Ontology annotation, cellular component: plasma membrane. Bases 627 to 998 code for a protein of 123 amino acids. Gene Ontology annotation, biological process: dehydroascorbic acid transport. NCBI's taxonomy places the organism in Eukaryota, Metazoa, Chordata, Mammalia, Rodentia, Caviidae. Gene Ontology annotation, molecular function: D-glucose transmembrane transporter activity.